AUGCGUGCUCAGCUAAGCCUUGCCCUGGCGGUGGGCCUGGCCUUGACCAUCGCCGGCGCCAGCGCCAAGCCUGUGGAGCUGUCGAGCAGUGUCAUCCUCUUCUACUCCAGCGAGCUCUAUCCCCAUUACGGCCAGCCGAUCAGCCAGUGCGAGCUGCUGCUCAACCGCGCCAAGGAGGGCGGCGCUAAGAGUGUGAACAUCGUGCCCACCCUCUACUGGUAUGACCCCGCCUCCCAGAAGCUGCAGACAGGUGUGUGCAACGCCGAGGCCUGGGCCGAGAACCAGGUGGUGGACCACUACUGCGACAAGUGGGAGUGGGACAGCCCCUGCGAGGCCUUCUCCUGGGACAAGGUCUCGCGCUGGGAGACCGGCAUGAAGGACUGCAUCAAGAAGGCCCACGACAUGUUUGACACCGUGCUGAUCAGCCCGCACCUGGACGAUGGCACCAAGACCAUGCACUGGCGCAACAUGCUCUGGUUCGACCCUCUCAAGAAGGACAAGAACGGCUUCAACUACUUUGACAUCAUGCUGAGCCCCAUCCUGAAGGCCGUCAAGGCCUCCUACACCCAGGCCGGCAAGACCUUCAUCUUCGGGGCGGAGGGCGAGAUGGGCGGCACCGUGUUCUACGCGCCCGAGUCGUACCUCAAGAUCUUCCGCACCAUCCGCGAGGAGUACAAGGGCCCCGCCACCCUCAAGACCGCCCUCAUGUUCAACCACGCCUACCUGCCCGGCGUCAUCAACCGCGGCGAUGACGUGUACGGUGCCAUCCCCGAGGGCAAGUUCUGGAAGAAGGACGGCGGCUGGGGCCCCCUCCUGCCCUUCGACCAGUGGCCCGAGCACGAGCGCCUCUCCAAGGCACUGCCCGCGAUCAGGCGCCUGCUCAAGAGCGUCGACGUGCUCGGCGUGUCCUGCUACGCGCGCACCUCGGCCGACCCCCAGCCCGUGGAGCUCGAGUCCUGCGCGGUCAAGUACGACGCUGAGCUGUCGGCCAUGGGCUUCGACCUCAAGGCCUGGACCAACCUCCCCGGCAAGUCCUUCAUCUACAACGAGUUCGCCCUGGGCGGCGGCAUCAGCGAGUGCGGCAACACCCCCGCCACCACGCGCGAGGAGGCCGGCCGCUUCAGCUGGCUGGGCGGCACCAGCACCUUCACCAAGUCCAUCGACCCCUGGAAGGUCAACACCAUCCAGCAGUACAACCGCGAUUGGUACCAAGCCGCCUUCAAGCUGCUCAAGAACGGCGGCAUCAACUACAAGCUCAGCGGCGUGUUCCUCUGGAACGUGGUGUCCUGGGACGUGCAGGGCAUCCACCCCGCGUCGUCCAGCGGCGAGGGCACCUUCAAGGACGAGGUGAUCAGCCAGCAGAUCAGGGAGUACAACGCCUGGGUGGCGGCCAACCCCAACGCAGGCAAGAUCCUGGUCGCCUCCGUCAAGCCCCAGGGCAAGCCCCACGGCAAGCCCAACGGCAAGCACACCGGGCGCAAGGUGCUCCAGGCCUGA
This is a messenger RNA of Monoraphidium neglectum, 1497 nucleotides long. RefSeq lists its product as hypothetical. The coding region runs from base 1 to 1497 and encodes 498 amino acids. NCBI's taxonomy places the organism in Eukaryota, Viridiplantae, Chlorophyta, Chlorophyceae, Sphaeropleales, Selenastraceae. The record is from RefSeq and is a predicted model, not a curated record. The transcript has 7 exons.